Cryptomeria japonica (Japanese cedar) is the source of this 2776-nucleotide messenger RNA. Its product is annotated as disease resistance protein RUN1-like. Bases 159 to 2681 code for a protein of 840 amino acids. The record is from RefSeq and is a predicted model, not a curated record. Lineage: Eukaryota; Viridiplantae; Streptophyta; Pinopsida; Cupressales; Cupressaceae. The transcript is spliced from 5 exons. Gene Ontology annotation, molecular function: DNA-binding transcription factor activity; DNA binding; ADP binding.
UGAGCUUCUUAAUUGUUAUAGAUGAUAUAGAUCACUUGGACCAGUUGAAUGCCUUAUUGGUUAGGGAUCUUUUGGUCAAUAAUUCUCGAAGUUUGAUAAUUGUCACAACCCGUGAUGAGAGAGUUCUGAUAAAAGCAGGAAUUAAUUCUUGCUAUAAGAUGAAAGAAAUGAAUGUCCAUCAUAGCACAGAGCUUUUCUGUUGUCACGCCUUCCACCAACCAUAUCCAACCAGGGGAUAUGAAGAUUUGGUUGAAAGCUUCGUGAAAGAGUGUGGGGGUUCGCCUCUGUCUCUGCAGGUGUUAGGUGGACUUGUUUUUGGUAGUACUGAUAAGCACUAUUGGAAACUAGUAUUGGAUAAAGUGAGAGAAACUCUACCCCAAGAUAUAAUGCAGACACUUAGAAUAAGCUUUGAUUCCCUUGAUGCUGAGCAAAAGCAGGUAUUUCUGGACGUUGCAUGCUUUUUCGUCAACAAAUCUCGUCAUAUGGCUUUAAGAAUAUGGGAAGCAUCAGGGUGGAGGGCUGAGCACACACUUCAGAUCUUAAUUGAUAAGUGUCUUGUUGAAGUUCAAGUGGGAAGGACUUACUGGAAUGGAUUUGACUCCGAAAACAUUCCUCUUCUGAGAAUGCAUAACCACAUCCAGGAUCUUGGCAGAAAAAUUGCAGCUGAAUCGAGCAGUCCUGGUCGACUAUGGCGUUGGCACCAUCUUCGUUCUCAGGAAGAAAAGGGAUUCGAGAACAUACUUGGUGGGAUCAAUGGUCGUAGUUUCAGGUGUCUCAAUUCCAUUUUUGACCAGCAAAGCGCUCUUCAAUUCAGAUAUUUUUUAGGUAGUUUAAAUGAUUGUGAGGGUCCAACAACUGCUUUGCUGUGGCUUGAACUUGACUUAAGUAUGUUGGAAAAGCUGGAUGAGCAUGAAAAUAUUGAAAGGGAAGAAGUUUUGUCAAACAUGCCUUCCUCACUGACUAUUCCUUCAUGGAUUCCUCUCCAAAGUUUGCACUAUUUAAAAAUUUCCCAUGGAUGUCUCCGAAGUUUAUGGCAGAGUAAUCAUCAGGCCCCUUCGCGGUUAAAAGAGCUUGUGCUUGACGGAACAAACUUGGAAGAGUUUCCAAAUUCAUUGGGAAUGUUGAGUCAUUUAGAAAAUUUAGUCCUAGCAGGAAAAGAAGAAUGGAACGGAACAGAAUGGAAUAGUUCCAUGAAAAUUGACGGGAUAUUCUUCUCAAACUCUCUCAGAAAACUCACUAAUCUUAAAAGUUUGGUUUUGAGGGAUUUCACAUUACGUGGGGAAUUGAGUUUCGAGACUAGCAUGGAGCCUCGAAUUGUAAGCAUUGAAAAGAUAGAUAUAAGGAAUGUAAAACUUAUGUCUAAGGUUUCAAUUAGUGGACAUUACCUCGUCAGCAUUAAAUCUCUCCAUCUUGAAUCCUUGGAAAGUUUAUUCCAAGUGGACUUAAGAAUCGCAGCCACACGGGAUUAUUUUAAGGAUGGAAAAUCAAACACAAGAGUAGAAGAGUUGCCAUGUUCCUCAUGUCUAUGCUGCUUAGAGAGAAUCACCAUUGAUGGAUGUUCGAAGUUGCAAAAGAUCAAAGGUAUUGAAGAGUUGCAAGGACUGAAAUAUCUACAUCUUUCAGCUGGCACUGUAGCUAUAUGGGGAUGCAUUCAAAUGUGGCAGAGAAUACCGUCAGGAGUUAGUAGUUGUAUUUGGGAAUCAAAUGUUGAUGUGGAGAGCAUUCUACAGCAAUUCAAUGUGUUAUCUUCGUUUGUUGGGCGAGAUGGCACAGUUACUGAAAUUCUUAGUGAUUCCAAGACAGAGUUAGUGGUUCCUGUGACAGAACAAACUAGUGCAAUUAUCAUACUUAUGUUAGUCGAAAGUGUAUUUAAAGGGAAAGAUUGCCGAAAAAAUUUGAAGAUUCCUCUUAUGGACGGGAUGGUGGCUUAUAUAGGAAGAGGGAUAUAUAUUGCUGCUGUUGUAGUCACUGACAAAGAAAAAAUAAUCAAGAUGCGAUAUGGGAUAUCCAAUUGGAUUCCGAUAGUGUCAGAUGGUACAGUAAGAAAGGGCUUUAUAGUAACCAUCGAAAAAAGAGGCGAAUGGAAAACCCUACGAUUACUUCAACAACUUUGUCCUCAGGAAGAAAAAGAUUUGCAUAGAGAACACAUGUUUGAAAAAGCUGUCACUGGCAGUUAUUUGGGAAAGCUGAGUCGCUUUGUGAUUCCCCAAUAUCAAGCGGAGAAAUAUUUUCCUCUGGAUACAAAUACAAAAGAUAGAGGAGUAUUGCUCACAUUCCAAGAUAGAGCGGGGAAAGAAUGGCGGUUUCGGUAUUCCUACUGGAGAAGGAAGCAGAGCUAUGUAUUCACCCAGGGCUGGAAAAACUUCGUCAUUGCCAUUAAACCUCAACCAGGGGACAUCGUUUCCUUCGACAGAACCGUCGAUGCCCAAAAUGUAGAACGGCUUUACAUUAGCUGCAGGCGGCUUCCCUUAAUAGGGCGGAACCAUUUGAAUCGCCGGCAAUUUCUACUUAAAAAAGACUCCUUUCUGAAGGCACAGCACAAUGGAUUUCUUUCACCUCUUUGCAUAACAGAUGUCAUGCCAAUGGCUGCCACUGCCACCGAGUUGACUGAGCAAAAGAAUGCCUGCACGCCUACAGAUGUUGCUCAGCCGAUGAGUGUGGACAUAGGUGUAGAAGACUGAAAUUGGGAAACAGGGCCUCUGCAAUUUAUGAAGCUCUAAAUGCAGUGCCCACGGUCUCAGAAACGAAGGUUUCUUAAAAUUUCUUAGUGCACAAU